AGCUGGAUGCUGCACCAUCCCAUCGCUGCAGCGGCCCGACCCUCGACAGCCUCGAGACUCAGCGCAGGACGACGUGAUGCUGCUGAUGCUGCUGCCGUCGGUCGCCAUCGAGACCAGCGCCCGCGCUUUCUCGAGGUGUUAUAUGGUCUGACAGUCAGGGGCGAUUCUCGUGCGGCGGCAGGAAGGAAUCAGUUUGUCGAGGACGGUGAGGCAGCGAGCGGCGAGCGGCAAGAGGGCAGGACAUUAGGGUCGAGUCGGUUUUACAGAUGGGUUUCUCGAUGAGGAUGGUUCUCGCGUCGGCUUUGUGGAGUUUGGUGCUGAUUUCCGCCUUGGUUGGGCCCGCGGCCGCGCACGGAGGGAAUGGGGACGGGCACGAGGAUGAGAAUCUGGAUUUACGGGCCAAGGAUUUGGUUUUGGUGAAGGUUUAUUGUUUGAUCAUCGUGUUUUUUGCCACGUUCAUUCCUGGAGUGUCGCCGUACUUUUUCCGCUGGAACCAGGCAUUUUUGGUUCUGGGAAUUCAGUUCGCUGGAGGGAUUUUUCUGGCCACGGCCAUGCUUCACUUUCUCAGCGACGCCAAUGAGACUUUCAAGGACCUUACGUCCAAGCCGUAUCCCUUCGCUUUCAUGCUCGCCUGCGUCGGGUACUUGAUCACCAAUUUUGCAGAUGUUUUGAUACAAUUCGUCUACGCUCGUCAACCUGUAACCAAUCACGCAACGGAUAUCGAAUGCACCCCAGGAGGUAAACCUUGCAAACCUGUCGGCUCGGACGGAAAGAGCUGCUGCGACGCUAGUCGCAAUGGUGCAGAAUGCAAGUGUCCAGAUGAAGUCCCAUAUACCAAAGAUGCGGGGAGUCUGGUCAAGGCAACCUUGAUUCCGAAAGUUUCCUUCGGAGACGCAGUGCUGUUGGUCUUUGCUUUAUGCUUCCACUCCAUUUUUGAAGGCAUUGCUAUUGGUGUAGCAGCGACGACAAAGGAUGCUUGGAGAUCACUCUGGACAAUUACGCUUCACAAAGUUUUUGCAGCUAUCGCCAUGGGCAUUGCGUUGCUAAGAAUUAUCCCAGACAGGCCGUUGUGGUCUUGUGCGGCUUACUCUUUCGCUUUCGCCAUCUCAAGUCCUAUCGGCGUGGCAAUCGGCAUCCUAAUCGACCAAACGUCGCAAGGAAAUACUGCAGAUUGGAUCUAUGCUGUCUCCAUGGGUUUUGCAGCAGGAGUGUUUAUUUACGUGGCCAUCAACCAUCUCCUCGCAAAGGGUUACACGCCUCCCUGUAAAAUUGGAGUAGAUCAACCAUUCUACAAAUUUUUGUUCGUUACAGUGGGGGUCGCCGUCAUGUCCGUAGUAAUGAUCUGGGAUUAAUGAGGAAAUUGUCUUCAAUGUGUUCCUGCUGCUGCAAAGUGGAGCACACAAUUGAUUAUGCACGAGUCGAUAACGUUUAUUCAUUGCCAGGUUCGCACAGAAACAUAUUAAAUGCUGUAAAAUUCGAGCCAGGAGCGUGUCUAAUGUGCUCAAAGAUUACUGCUACAGGAGUACAGUUGCGUUUUAUUUGCAUCCGCUACCCAGCUCAUCAGAAUUUAGGAGAAGUUGAAGUGCCUGCAACAACGUUGCUAACCAAGGCGAGGUAUACCUCUCGAGUCACAGAACUCUCUGUAACUUCAACGUCUGCAUACUUUACAAAUUGCAGGCCGAACUUUGGUUUCUGAUGUUGUUCACCUUGGAAGUUCCGCGGUUUCGCCUUUUCUGGUACAAUAUCAAUACUCAACACCCUUUGUCCAGUAAUAGGGGUAAAUCUAUACUUUUAGUUUUAGUCUGAGAAGAAAGUUAGUGCUGUUGUGGGCCACAGAAAAAAGCUGAAUGACCCAUACGUCAGUGUUUGUAAUUUAGUGACACUCUCGCCAAUGGCCCUCGUAAAAAAUUGGUAUUUCAAUAAAUAACUGCCAUAAUGUGUAACUUCGUUUUACGCUGGCCAAUACUGUUGACUGAAAUUCGAUUUUCAAGUUUUUCUUAUCUUGAGGGUAGAGGAUAAGAAAAAGGUUGAUUCAUGAGAAGAAAGAUGAUAGAUCCAUCUGAAGUAAUGAACCUAAAAAUGCGUGUGGUAGGUAGCCUUGCUCGAAGAGGAAUGCCGAUGAAAGUGGGUUAUGUGUUAUGUCAUCCACUUCUAAUUGAAAAUAUCUUCAGCGCAUGUUAUACGAAGUUUCGA
Marchantia polymorpha subsp. ruderalis is the source of this 2193-nucleotide messenger RNA. NCBI's taxonomy places the organism in Eukaryota, Viridiplantae, Streptophyta, Marchantiopsida, Marchantiales, Marchantiaceae. The record is from the annotation of a GenBank genome assembly.